UUGUUGGAUAAGAGCAAAUCAUUUUAUAUUUUGCAUGUAAUUUUAUUAUGAUAACGAUUAAUGAAUCCUGGGUUAGAUUGAGCACGGGACAAUCCUCUGUCGACUUCUGACUGUACACGCACCUUAAAAUUUGCGAGGGGGUCUAUCUUAUUUGACAGUGGAAACUUAGGUUAAUGUAAACGGACAAGUAUAUGGACUGGAGAGAGCUUUGUGGGGAAGGGUUUUAAAGGUUGCUUAAACCAUGAAAUUCUAAUAUAUUUACAUUGUCUUUUGCAGUAAUAAAGUUAUAAAUGUAGUGAGCUAAUAUGGAGUUAAAUAAUGGAAGGCUGGGAAGCAGCUUUAACGGAAACAACGAGGCAAAUUACACCGAAUUAGAUUCCGACUCAGACGAUGAAAUUCAAUUCAUUGGAAUUCAACGGAUGCAUAAUCACGUACAGCAUGCCAAGAAUAUACUUCGCAAUUAUAUGAUAGUGGUCAACAAAAAUGCUAUAAUCACAAACAGAGAAAUGCAAGCUAAGCUCUUAAAUCUUCAUGAAAUGCUUACUGGCUUACUGCAUAAAUGUGAGCAGAAAUAUUUGCGAAACAAGGAUACUCUCGAAGGUUCAAGGAAAAGUGCUACAUAUCCAUAUGGAAAAUGUGGGGCACCAUUUUUUAAGGACCUAGAUAAAUUUCCUGCGCCUGUGAAUAGUGAUUACAGGACUAGAGUCGAAGAGAAAGGUGAACUGUUUCCCUUAGAUUUGAAAAUGAUUCCCCAACAUCACUGGACUGUUACUGACAGGCGCAAUUUAGUUCAAGCGGUGAAAACACAGGUUUUGAAUUAUCUACACACUAGGAAGAGGAUUGAAAAACAUGAAUUUAAUCGAGUUACUAGGAAAAAUAUGAAGCAGCAUUCUAGUAGGCUGGCGAACCUGUUUGAAAUUGCAGGUGAUAAUUUCAAAAUUGAUUGGGAGCUCGUGUCGAAAAUGAGUCUCAAGGAAAGACACUCGGAAGCGAACUGUUACGCAAUGUGGCAAGGCUACUUGAGACCUGAUCUCAAUCGUGGUGAAUGGAGAAAACAUGAAAACGAGAAUCUCAUGAGGGUAGCUAAAAAAUACAAUUUCCAAAAUUGGUCCUUGAUUAGCCAAGAAAUUCCUGGAAGAUCCGAAAACCAAUGUUUUGUACAAUUCCAACACACAGUGAAUUUGAAUUUGAAUAGUUCAAAGAAAUGGACAGCAUAUGAAGAUCGACAACUUUUAAGAGCAGUUAAACUUAAUUCAACGGGCGGAAAUGUAAAUUGGAACAAGGUCCGUGGAUACUUUAUCAACAGAGAUAAAAAGUCAAUAUGUAGACGAUAUACAAAUGUUUUAAAUCCCAACAUCAAAAAAGGUAGAUUCUCUCGCGAAGAAGACUGUGUAUUGUUAGCUGCUUUAGAAAAAUAUGGCGAAAAUUUCGCAUGCAUUCCAAUGUCGCUUUUCCCUAAUCGAAGUAGAAGUCAAGUGAAAACUCGUUGGCAUAACACCAUAAAAUACCAGAAUGUACAUCAAGCGUGGACAGUUGAGGACGAUGAGAAACUCAUUGAAUAUGUCAAACAGAAUGGCAAAGGAAAGUGGGCUGAACUCGCCAAAAUAAUGAAGACACAUACCCGAACCAGUUGCCGAACUCGUUAUAGCGUCAUAGAGAAAUUCUUCGCCAAAAACCCGGUUGCGACGGUGAAAGAUAUUCCACGGAAAAACAGGGGACUUCUCACGGAUGUGAACAGGGAUAAUUGGGUUGAAAAGAUUUACGAGCUUAAAACUCAGGGGGACACCUAUGCAGAGAAACGAGCUAAGCGUAGAGAAGUACAACAGAGACGAAGGGAAAAUCGACCUUGUAACUAUCGCAAUUUGCUAAGACCAGUUGGACGACAGUUCUAUGAACUAUUUAAAUAUUCAUAUGAUUACGAUUUCCAAAAGUCUCCAGGAAUUCAAAAUUUUGUCAAAAAGACGAUACCCAUACUCUUUAACUGUUAUGAGUUUGAGAUGCCGAUUAGGGAAUUUGGUAAUUUUCAUAAAUCGUUCACAAGAAACGAGGCUCGUGUAUUAGUAGCUUCUUAUAGCGAACGGAAUAGAAAGGAAUUCCAUGGAACACAAGAGAUCCCCCCAAACUGGGCUGCGCUCCUAGGCCUACGAGCACUUGUAAUUUUAAAAAAUAGUGACAAUUAUACAAAGAUUACACAAAAGGUCACAACAAAGUCGAGAACGCAAACAUCGGCCGAAUACACUUUUAGCAAGCGUUUUUUUAAUACUUUCUUCAACACAACGCUCCUUACAAAGCUGAAUCCAAGUUUACUUGGAAAUGACAAUGAUUUUGUCCUGAGAUAUUUUUCAGAUGAAAGCAAAAGUGACGUCAGUGAUCCUUGCAAAAGUGCUACACCUGAUAGUUGUGUAGAAGAAUUGACAUCGCCUAGUGCCAAAAAAGCGAAGUUAUAACUCGAACAAAUUUUCAUCGGCAAAAUAAACACUAAUAAAUUAAACUAAUUAUUUGAUAUUACUGAUUUUCUUUCCAGCUAGCUAGAAGUACUGGUACUUUUUUCAUAGCAAAAUAGGUAACAAAUGGCUUGAACAUGAGUUAACUCGGGAUAUAAUUCAUUCACAACAUCAUCGGCUUCCCGUUUGGGCUAAUUAAAAUCGCGAACUUUCACAUCAAAAUCUUCUCCAUACUAAAUUUAUAGCAGAAGGUCCGUUAUGCUCUCUUCAUCGUUUACAUUGAAAGGAACAAGACGAACUUAGCCUAUCCUCAAUUACGUUUCUAGUCGCCUCUGAUCCCAAAACGAUUCUGAUGUAACUUCUCCCAAAAGUGCGUGUGGAUCUGGAUCUAAAAAUUUAUCCAAUUGUCCUCGCGCUGUUUUACUUGAUAAAUCCAUUUUAUCCAAAAUAUUCACGUGUGGCCAUCACACUUAGUUCUGCCAUUAUUCCCGAUAGAAAUUUUGCUGGACGAGUAGAGUUCGAAAUUUUUCAUCAUUUGGCAUUAGGUUUUUUCGAUAGUUUCAAUAUUUUUACACUGGAUUGCUUCGUGCUCUUUUACUUUUUAACGGAAGAAUUUGCUCUUCCGCUACUUCCACAAGCACUGCCGACAUUUCGAGUAAUAUAAUAUUAUGGAUGAGCUAUCUGACUAGUAAAAUUGUUUUCCUCUCUCAAUUAGUUCGAUACAAAACAACCUGUUUGGCAAAAAUGGUCUCUCUUUAGUAUACAGGAAGUUAGAUAAAAUAUUCAGCCGAUUAAAAGAUGAUAGGGGACCGAAAAUAUCUUCAAAAUUUAGAGUAGUUGUAUUGACGAUAUCAAUUUAGAUUUAAAGUUUGACCCAAAGUCUGAUCCCGCUGACUAUGGAAUCAGUCUCCCCAGAGUCAUCUUUAGGUGACAUUAGUAUGGACGCGUUUUGCUUGUAAGAGCAUAGAAAAUCAAAACGGGCCCACAACAGAAACACCUCCGUCUAUGCUAAUGCGUAAUGUUUUUACCACUUUUCGCUUUUAAAGAACAGAUUCAAGUAUGUUAGCCACAGUUGCGACAAAAGGCAGGUUCUGAUUUAUAUCACGUUGUAUAUAACGGAAUGUCUGAAGAAGUUUCAAUGGUAUGCCAGUAAGAGUCAGGGUAUGCAAGAGAUGUAUAGUUUGGCAAUUUGUAAAUUCACAUCCCUGGAGAAGCGGGCUUUCCACUAAAUGCUGUAUAUGCAAAACCUUUAUACCCCAUUGAAGAUUUCCUAAAAAUAUUUGUAGCUGUUAUAAGGAUUUUCAGACCAUUGUUCUGAAAAAGAAAAUUUGACUAUUCCACACGUUUUAGUGGAGUUUCUUCCAAAAUCUUUCUGCUCUAACUCACGAACAAAUAUCAGUUUAAUUAAUUGCUUGAACAGCUUUACAUCAUUUCUGCGUCAAUAUCUUCAACAAAUCAGACAUGAGACAGGCAAUCGAGUUUGUGUGAGAGUUUUUUCUAUCGAUGAUGGUAGGCCGUGUUUUGCUAAGAAGAAGUUCAUGGACAAAUUAUUAAUCAGGUCGGGACAAUACAGCGCAUCAUAUUCGAUGUUUCUAUUUACAUGUGGAAUGAAAUGAAUUAUAUUGUGGAUAAAAGAAUUGUCAAAAAUUAUUUAAUGAAAGGUUUCUGUUACGUACGCAACAACUGUGGGACCACGUUGGACGCCAACUCUGUUACGAAUGGGAGUAUGGCGUUGCAUCACCUUGGCACCAACAAGGUUUCCAAGGCCAUCAGCCAGCCAAACUCCCCUAGUAGGUUUGCUAGUCGUGAGCAACGACUGCGCGAGAUAAUAUCUCGAAUUGGACGUACGUGCUGGAGCUAACCCUGAGGGCCGAGGUUCUUGGUUCUUAAAUAGUACCUUCCUCCCAAGACACAGGGAUCUUAUCAUGUACCUUGACUUAAUAGUCGAAAAACUAAACCCACCCGGGGUAAACUUUUCUAAUAGAGACGUGAAGUCCCGAGAUGGCUUGAUACCACCGAAAAUUUCAAUCCCAAAGGAGCUAAACUGCCCAACGGGCUAAUAAGGAAGGGUACACCAUUACAAAAAAAACCUAAUGUUCGCGUGAUGGACGGGGCAGAAUUAUCCUUGAGUCGAUUCAGGCACCUACGCGACGAGUGGCCCCGGUCUUUCUUCUUUAUGGGAGGCCAGAUGACAUGGUGGCCCACCCCAACCUAAACGUUCGCCCCGUGCCGUUUCCAACAUAUGAGAGGACUGAUGCCUUUCUGGGGAGUUUAGGGCAAAAUUAAUUCAUAAUUACUCAUAUAUACUUAAUUUACUUUAAAUCAAUCGUUUUUUUUUGUUUCCACGUUUGCAAAAGUUUUUCUUUCUUUGAGUAAAUAAUAUAAAAAUUUCGUUAGCAAUUUAACUUCUAACUCAGAGAAUUUUCAAUUCUCAACAAAUAUAAAUAUAAAUCAACUUAGUUGUUACAAUAUUUGUGUACACUGGUUUCGCUUGUUGUUUAACUUUCGAUCAUUUCUUCAAAAUUGUAUAGUAACCGAUAGUUAUCUAAGGUUUUCAUAUUUGUCAUGUCGCCCUGCAUCUUAAAAUACACGC
This is a messenger RNA of Hermetia illucens (black soldier fly), 5037 nucleotides long. RefSeq lists its product as uncharacterized. The record is from RefSeq and is a predicted model, not a curated record. The coding region runs from base 306 to 2447 and encodes 713 amino acids. The transcript has 3 exons. Lineage: Eukaryota; Metazoa; Arthropoda; Insecta; Diptera; Stratiomyidae.